AUGAUCUUUAUUCCCAUUAUCAUAUUAAUCUAUCUAGUUUCAAUAGCUGCUUCAGACAAGUCACCUAAAAUCAAGAAAAACCCUAGAAACGUCGUUGCUGUUGCAGACUUUCCCUUUGGAGGUGAUACACAGGUCAAAGGAAACGUGGUGUUUAGUGCUAAAGAAGGUAAACAUGUCAACGUCCAUAUUGAUAUGACAGGGUUGCCCAAAGAUGAAGGACCAUUUUUCUACCAUAUACAUGAACGGUCUGUUCCAGGAAACGGCAAUUGCGAAGCAGUUGGGUUGCAUUUUAAUCCUUAUAAUGCUAGUCCAGUUUGCGAUGAACAAAAAAACGAUGCCUACUGUCAAGUGGGCGACUUGCUGGGGAAACAUGGUUGUAUCAACACAACUUGCUUUGAGUUGAAAUACAGCGACCCUUAUUUGUCGUUAAACAGAAAAUCAAAGUCCUAUAUUAUUGGAAAGUCGGUGGUGUUCCAUUAUCCGAAUUUGACGAAAAUUGCUUGUGCUGAUAUUGAAGAGGCAAACGAGUUGAGACUACAGAGUUUGAUUGACGAAUACACCCAAACCGAUGACGCCAUUCAAUUAAAGGAACUAAAUACUCCUCUUGAAACCGAUUACAAAUUUGACGAGGUAGAAGCGUUAUCAUCGGAAAUUUACCAUUCUGAUACCGACUCCGACCCACCUCAACAAGAGUUAAUUCUGACAGAAAAGUUAUAUAACAAAACUGACAACGUCUACAGCCCAGAAGAAACUAGGCCCAGCGACCAGAACAAAAAGAGUCACCGGCACUCCUUGCUACCCUUGGCUAAAUGGAAAAAAAAUAGCCCCAAAAACUAUUCCAACAUUUCUAUCCACGGAAUCUCUAGUGAUUGUCUCAAUGAUGGUAUGAUGGUCACCGGUUCGGUCUUUGGUUCUCUCGUAUUGGGAAUAGCUGCAGGAAUAUUUGUUUAG
Molecule: messenger RNA, 951 nt
Organism: Candida albicans SC5314
Lineage: Eukaryota; Fungi; Ascomycota; Pichiomycetes; Serinales; Debaryomycetaceae
Gene: SOD6
Product: Sod6p
Exons: 1
Coding region: 1-951 (316 amino acids)
Biological process (GO): removal of superoxide radicals
Cellular component (GO): extracellular region
Molecular function (GO): copper ion binding; superoxide dismutase activity
Source: RefSeq, a predicted model, not a curated record